Purpureocillium lilacinum is the source of this 1770-nucleotide messenger RNA. The record is from RefSeq and is a predicted model, not a curated record. Lineage: Eukaryota; Fungi; Ascomycota; Sordariomycetes; Hypocreales; Ophiocordycipitaceae.
AUGGACGACCGCGCGGUUACGGAGCAUCUGUUUAAGAGGGGCAUGAGCGAUGGAGCAAUCGCAGGGACUGUGGUGGGCGUCGUCGUCGCUGUCGCCAUUCUCCUGCUUUGCCUCUACCCCUUCAUCAUCAAUCGACUGAAGCGCCGCCGCCACAAUGGUCGGGUCCAUCUCGACACUGAAGCCGGGCGGCCGCCCCGACCCGGCAGCCCCCCGGGAGCCGACCUGGGUUCUCACCGACGACUUUCAUCCAGCGAAUCACUCAAGCGAGACGGCGAUGUACCGCGUGGCGAUGCCAGUGCAACACGGGGCAAAGACUCGGGUUGGCCAUCUCGCGAUGGGCCUCCUGCGCACCUGGGAGGUGAUGCGACGUCGGGAGAAGUAACGACCGGUCCGGACGCGACGACCUCGGAUCGAUCACUAGGGGUCGGCGCCGGCGAGUACGAUUUGCAGAUGCCACCGUUCGCCUAUCCCUAUGGCAUAGAAUACAUGCCCGAAUCAGAAGUACAAGACGACAAGACUGGCGUUCUCAAGGGUACCAGCGCCGAUUAUUACAGCCCAUCCAUACCCUCCGAAGCAUUUGGCAUGGUUACCACCCCGACAGACCUCGAUAUCGAUACGUCCCAGGCAAGGCCGUCUGGCUCGCGAAGCAGUUCCUUGCGGUACAACGUACGGCAUAUGUUUCGCCGCAAGAGUGGGCGGGAGAAUACCAUCGACUCCUACAACACGACGAGCACCACCGGUGCAGUGACUGCGCUUCAGCAGAUCGUCACCAACGAGGACCCGACGGAAUCCCCAACCGAGGUCACGCCCGAAAUGGUAUUCCCUGAGCCAGGGAAGCCCCCUUCCCCAACCAAUGUCCCGGCCUCGCAGUCUCCGCUCCUUGCACGAGGUGCGGAGAUACCGAUCAAGCACUCUGGGCCGCCUGCACACCCUGCCCCUGGAACAGUCAAUCCCAUGGACAUUAUGCCAGCCAGUACAGAAUCCGAAGUCUGGCACCGGACCGAGCAGCAGCUUUUAGCGUCGAGCUAUCAGUCGUCCGUGGCGAUCUCGCCUCUCGGACAAGAAUUGGACGCAGGCUACACUCAAACAGUCACAUCUCCUUCACCCACAAAUCCCACGAGACCUGAAGACGAGCAAGCCACAGACCUCGCCGUGGCAGCAGACGAAGCACACUUGGGGAUCAACGACCAUGACAUACUCAUGCCCGAUAGGGACGCACAUGAUCAUCUCAGCCCGUCGGCGAUGCCUGACUCUAAUCGUCAUCCAAGCUACCCUUCUGAUCAAUCCACUCCGUACCCCGAGCAUAGCUCCACCAACCCGUCCUCCCAUAACACGCCUUCGACGCAGGUUGAUAGCCCCAGCUCAGCGUCAAUGAACAGCUCAGACUACAGACAUAGUGUUUCCCCGCAGCCAGUGCUCCCGUCGCUGAAGCCGGGAGUGUUCCGGUGCGCUGAGCCGGGUUGCAAUCAAGUUUUUGACCAGCCGCACAAGCUCAAGCAUCAUCAGCGGUACCACAGCAAGGAUCACAAGUGCCAAUAUCCAAAUUGUGGGAAGGGCUUCGGCACAAAGACGCAUCUCCAACGGCAUAUCAAUGAUCGCCACGAGAAGAAGAAGAAGUUCCACUGCUCCGUCCCGGGUUGCGAAUUUUCAAGGGCAGGGGGCAGAGCCUUCCCCAGAAAGGACAACUGGAAAAGGCAUAUGACUAAGAUUCACAACAUGGAUCAAGCACAGCUCCCUGAGCCCAUCGAAGUUGAUCAAGACGCGUCCUAG